This is a messenger RNA of Ixodes scapularis (black-legged tick), 6160 nucleotides long. RefSeq names its product diacylglycerol kinase theta. Gene Ontology annotation, molecular function: nucleic acid binding; ATP-dependent diacylglycerol kinase activity. NCBI's taxonomy places the organism in Eukaryota, Metazoa, Arthropoda, Arachnida, Ixodida, Ixodidae. The coding region runs from base 1342 to 4227 and encodes 961 amino acids. Gene Ontology annotation, biological process: diacylglycerol metabolic process; lipid phosphorylation; intracellular signal transduction. The record is from RefSeq and is a predicted model, not a curated record. The transcript has 21 exons.
ACUCCGGCGGCCCCAGCGCCAUCUACGUGCUCCUCCCGACGUUUUUUCGCGCUGCUCCGCGGAUCUGCGGAAAGGACGACAGCUCGCCCGCCCACGGGUGCCCGCCUGCUUUGCCUGUCGCCGUGCGUUUUUUGGCGACCGAUCCCUCGACGGCGAGAGUCCGACGUCGCGUCGAGACGACGCCCGGCCCGAACCUCGACCCGUGGACGAUCCGGACGGGCCCGGGCCGCGCGGACGAAGAGCGCCGGGGCACCUGAUGAGAGCGCCGCAGCACGCACCGAACGCCGCCGCCGCCGCCUUGGUCGCCGUCGCCCCGUUCGAUCCCGCCGCUCCAUCGCCCUGCCGGCGGCGCGCUGGCCGCCCCUGCCUCCCGUACGGCUCCCUAAGCCUCGGCGUCGUCCCCCUCCUCGUCCGAUCGGAGACGUAACUUCGUUUCGGUCAACUACAGCCAGCGCCGGCGAGGAAACAGACUCCGAUUGCACACUGGUGCGGUCGACCGACUUGAUGUGCGGUGCGCGAGUGCUGGCUCUGUAGCGACCCUCUCGAUCUCUGUCUUUUUUAUUUAUUUUCAUUUGUAGCCGGGCCCGUGUGUUGGUGCUACGCCGAUGGCCCGUCAGUUCCACCGGUGCGGAGGGCGCCUGCCCGAAGGAGGCUUUCGGAUGACCUACGAAGACGCUGAGGAUUCAGCCGGCCGGCAUUUGGACGUGGAGCUUCGGAGCGACCACCGGAGCAGAGUGCCUCCGCCACCGGCUCGCGUGAGCCGCUGAAGGCGCUAACCCUCGUCCGACGGUCCGCCCGUUUCCCGAGCCGGCGGCCGCUCGAGUCGAUCGUCACCCCAGCCCCCCGGGAUUACGCACGACAGCUUCCCCAAACUCGGACCGUAGUGCGACCGGGCGUCGUGGUUCUGCAGCGCGGCCCAACUCUCGGGAGGACCUCCCGGCGGGGCGCGAGCUUUAGGCCUGACUGACGGAGUGACUUUUCGCCCCCGCUGUUGUUGCCGUCGUCGCCGGUGUUGUGACCCGGGGCCGUGCUCGGCAGGACGCAGAGUGCGCCCGGCCUAGUCUCAGCACGCGUUCAGCCCGGAGGUCGACCGUGUCCGGCGCAGCGGCGGCGAGACUGAGGCGGCGGGGCGCAUCGCCAUGCGGGAGUCGUCCCGGCCCUGAGACGGCGACGGCGGGGGCGUCGUCGGAGUCUGUGCCGCGGGGUCGGCCUUCGGACGCGAGUGCAACGUCUUCCGCCCUCCGGUUGGCCCCAAGACGCCGCUUGGAAGCGGCCGCGCUUUCGCCACCGACUCGCUGAGGGCAAGCGGUGGCGGGCUUCAUUCGGUGGUGCAGAAGAAACAUGGCUUCGUCGGCAGCCAAGCCUAACAUGGGCGUCGGGCCCAGCAGCGAGCAUCAGCAGCAACACUCGGAGCCGGAAGACGAAGGCGCCGGGAGCCCCACGUCCGUCAAGGGCGAGCUCGGCUCACAGCAGCAGCAGCAGCAGCAGCAACCGGAGUACGAGAUAGGCCACGGCCACUACUUCACCAAGAGGACUUUCCACAAGCCCACCUACUGCCAUCACUGCACCGACAUGCUCUGGGGUCUCAUAGGUCAAGGGUACAUUUGCGAAGUUUGUAAUUUUGUAGUUCACGACAGAUGCCUCAAGACAGUGGUUUCCCCUUGUUCAACUAUUGCAAUUAAUGUGAUCAAAAACCCAGUCCCCCACUGUUGGACCGAGGCAGGUCACCUAAAAAGAAAGUUUUGCAAUGUCUGCCGAAAACGAAUCGAAGACAACUGUGCAGUUAGGUGUGAAGUUUGUGAAUACUGUGUACAUUUGGAGUGCCAAGACUUCAGCGUUGCAGAUUGCAAGCAGUGUGCGACCUAUGCUCCAAGUAGAAAUAAACCGUCAGUCAUGCAGUUCCACCACUGGCGGGAAGGCAACUUACCCGCCAAUUCCAAGUGCCAGCAGUGCAAGAAGACCUGCUGGUCAGCAGAGUGCCUGGCUGGCAUGCGGUGCGAGUGGUGCGGCAUCACGGCCCACGCCACCUGCUACCGAAGCCUGAUCCAAGAGUGCAACUUCGGCUGCCUGGAGAGCAUCAUGCUUCCUCCGGCGGCCGUGAGCAUUCCUCGCACGGACGUUCCUUUGGAGACCAUCAUCGGAGUGGAGAUGCGGAGGAGAGAGACGCUAGCCCGGGCCACUUACCCCAGCAUAGCAAGAAGCAUAUCGGAAGAAUUUUCAUCGACGGGGGACCUCAAAAGCAAAGAAUUUGACGAUUACCCAUCACCAAAAGAGAAGGAUAAAGAUGAAGAAAUAAUCAAAGUAUACGACGGCAACGCCUCUAUGAAGAGAAGGAUGUUCAGGACAAUCACCGUAUCACGUAAUGCAAUUAGGGAGCAAAUCAUCGGCGCCGCACUGCGAGCAUUCCAUAUAUCUGGUGACCCGAAGCAUUACUACAUCACCGAUGUCUACGAUCCCAACGAGAAGGAACUGGGGGACUUUAUGCCAGUGCAAAGCCUGACGCGGAGAGAAGGCAAGAGGCCAGCCAUUUUCCUCAGGUACCGGCCUCCCAAUCCAGACCAGGGCUACGUCAAGGUAUUCCCUGGAAAGCUCAGAUCCGCGGAUAUCUACCGCGUGAUUUCCGUGACGAGCGACACCAGUGUAGAGGAAAUCAUGAUACAGGCUCUGGAAAAGUUUGGCUUGGACUCCUCCGACAUCAACAAGUUCAGGCUCUCUGAAGUCACGCUGGACAAGGGCUCUGUUCACGAAAGAGUGAUGGACAAUCAAGAGAGUCCCUGGGAGUUGCUCAGGAACAUUGCGAGAGAGUCCAUAAGACAAAAGGACUUGACUAGGUUUUAUCUUCAGCAAAAGGAAGACUGUUAUAGUUCCAGUGUUGCGCUUUUCGUUGGAAACCUUCCACCGAAUUUAUCGCAGAGGCAGUACGAAAAAAUUUUGGUAGACCUCUUAGGAAAACCUUACAAAUUCAAGCAAAUAGGUCCCAUCUACUACGAGUACGGUUCCCUGAUCAUCACCUACGACAAUGCAGACAUAGCUGUGAAAGCUUUUUACAUGCUGAGGGAGUCAAGCUUCGAGGACAAGACCCUUUUAGUUCUCCUCCUACCCAACAACAUUCCGGAGAUGAUUCCAGAGGGAGUCAGGCCGUUGCUUGUAUUUGUCAACGUUAAGAGCGGAGGUUGCCAAGGUCUAGAGCUCAUCACCUCUUUCCGAAAAAUGCUGAACCCUUACCAAGUUUACGACCUUGAAAACAGUGGACCCUUACCCGGGUUGUAUGUGUUCCGCCACGUGCGGGACUACAAGAUCCUGGUGUGCGGCGGUGACGGCACGGUCGGCUGGGUGUUGCAGUGCCUGGACAACGUAGGCCAGGACUCCGAGUGCCAGUCCCCGCCGUGCGCAAUCGUGCCCCUGGGCACGGGCAACGACCUUGCCCGUGUGCUGCGAUGGGGACCCGGCUACACUGGUGGCGAGGACCCCCUCACUUUGCUCAGGGACGUCAUCGAUGCCGAGGAGAUUCGCCUGGACAGGUGGACGGUGGUCUUCCACUCGGAUGAGAAGCCGGAGGAGAAGCCAGGAUCGUUGACCAACAGCUCGGGAUCAACGUCCGAGGACAACACGGCCAUCUUCGUCAUGAACAAUUACUUUGGCAUUGGCAUUGAUGCAGACCUCUGCCUCGACUUCCACAACGCACGCGAAGAGAACCCAAACAAAUUCAACAGCAGACUGCACAACAAGGGUGUGUACGUGAAAAUGGGGCUUCGCAAAAUGGUGAGCAGGAAGACCUGGAAGGAUCUGCACAAAGAGGUUCGCCUGGAAGUGGACGGGAAAGUGAUCGAUCUGCCUCCGGUGGAGGGGAUCAUCAUUCUCAAUAUUCUCAGUUGGGGUUCCGGUGCUAAUCCAUGGGGCCCCGAGAAAGAGGACAUGUUCUCAAAGCCGACCCACUACGACGGCAUGCUCGAAAUCGUCGGCGUCACGGGCGUCGUGCACAUGGGUCAGAUCCAGAGCGGGCUGCGCAGCGCCAUCCGCAUCGCACAGGGUGGUCAUUUGCGGAUCAGACUAAACACUGAGAUGCCCGUUCAAGUGGACGGGGAGCCUUGGAUUCAAGGUCCCGGCGAAGUUGUUGUGCUCAGGUCAGCCCUCAAAGCAACUAUGCUCAGAAAAAGUAAAAUGAAGCGUCGCAACACGGAGCCCAUGCUGGCGUCGUCGAGCGGCGAGAAGUCGUCCGAAGACUGACGGGGGCGGCCUCAGCCGAAGACCAGAGCAACGGCGUCAGUAGCGACGUCCACGGCGACCCGGAGAAGACAUUCCGUUGUCGAGGCAAGCGCCGAAGUCGGCAGCGCAUCGUCGUCGGCGACCAUCGACGGCGGAAGCAACCGCGGAUCGCAACGGCGACGCUGGGAGAGACUUGUGACCUAUAACUUUCUCCUGGCAUUCCUCCGUGCUUGCUGCUGCGGUGCUGUCCACUCUCUGGGUACCCGGGACGCCAGAUGAACGUUGCUGAUUUCUUUUUUCUCUUUUUUUUUGUACCGAAACGAAGAGUGGUUGUGAGGUUUGGAAAGAUCAGGGCACCAGCAGCGUGAGGAAGAAACCGGGGUGCUCCAUGCUUGUUUCUGUUUCCCUUCCGAAGAAGAAAUGGUCUACGCUGAGUUCACCGAGUCUCCUGGAAGCUUCGCUUGUGCGGGACACUUCUUCACCUUCUUCGUAAUGUAUAGGCUUCUACUACUACUACUAUUACUACUACUACUAUUACUACUACUACUACUACCACUCCGCUGUACCGCGGUAGUGGGUGCUCGCGCAUGGUUGGAAACGGAGCGCGAUUUGUGACGGGCGGCUGGUUGUGGGGCGUGGUCUUUUCAAAGCGGCGGGGAAAAAGCAAAGCUAUUGUAUUUGCUCGAGCGUAGCCGGAAUGAGUCUCGCUUUUUUGUCGCGUGUCACGGAGGGCGAAGACGAGUUAGAUUUAGUCGAGACGGUCAACGAGUCGCUCGCUCGCGCCUUUUCCCUGUCCUUUCCCCAGCCUCGCUGCUUCUGUAAGGGACUAAGUUUCAAGACGAUUGCUGUGGACUUCCACUCUUUUACGUUUCUUGUUUGAAAACAAAGUCUCCACAGCUACGGUUCCCGACCAGGGAUUUCGACCCAAUUUCUUUUGAGUUAGGAAGGCUGCAAUUUGCCUGCUUUAUUGCGAGGAUGUUGAAUAAUGUAAGCAAGAAAGAGAGAGAGAGACUGAGAAAUGGGAGAAAUAUUUGCCUUGCCACUAAGUUGGCUGCUUGCAGGGGUUUCAGCUGAAGGAUCAUAUAACUGAGUCCUACAUUCCUGCCUGCUCGUGUCUAUUACUCUACUUAACACUGGUAGGCUAGUACUAGACUUAUACCUAGUACAGCGGUAGAUUAGUGGUUAGUUGCGGAGGUGCUCGCAGAUGACAGGUAACGAGGAAGCAAAAAAUUGCAAUAUAGCCGCAAAAGGCAAUGUAUGAGGAAACAAAAUAUGAUUUUGCUCCUUUUGUUUCGAUUGUGUAAAUUUGUACCGCUCCUCCCACGCCUGCAGGAAUGCUUAGAAAGGAACGACAGUCUUUCUCUUCACGUGAUGGCAGAACACAGUUUUUGAGGAGUAAAUCAAGCAAACCCUUGCAGCGGAACCCCUUGCCUCGUCCUUCGGGAGUCUUUUCCACCGCGGUGCAUUGGUAAUUGCUGGCUGUUGUGUAGAAAGCAGCAUUCGCAUGCUUAUAUGUACGAGUGGUAUGCGUAAAUUAAUAUAGAAUUGAUCUGGUGCUUUCAAGCGUAAAAUUUUGAAUUGCGUUACACCGACUGGUUGUGUUAAAUUAUAUUAUCAAGUACACUUUCAAGAGGCUAAUAAUUUAAUGCAAUUACGUGUAUGCGAGUUGGCUCUACAUCACGUCGUCCAGUCCUAAAUGAGAUUUGUUUUCUCUUUUCCUUGACAACAAAUCAAUUCCCGAGCAUUAUAUCAUAUAUAUAGAUAGAGAGUUUUUUUUUUUUAAUUAUCAGUUACACGUUUCUUCAGCAUUGCGUUACAUCAACAUGCAGACCGCACGCAGAAGAAAAAGGGCUUAGUAAACGUGCUUUGAUUCGCUAGAUAUUAUGUUUGAAAAGUGACGGGUGCUAGUGCUGUUUAAACACUUAAUGAGAUUACGGCGUUGAAAAUGUUUAGC